Messenger RNA from Osmia bicornis bicornis, 708 nucleotides. RefSeq names its product secreted RxLR effector protein 161-like. The transcript has a single exon. NCBI's taxonomy places the organism in Eukaryota, Metazoa, Arthropoda, Insecta, Hymenoptera, Megachilidae. The record is from RefSeq and is a predicted model, not a curated record. Bases 1 to 708 code for a protein of 235 amino acids.
AUGACAGACAUUGGGGAAUUGAAUAGCUUCCUCGGGAUAAGGAUUAAGCAGACAUCGAGAGGUUUGUUCUUAAGCCAAAGGGCGUAUAGGGAACAGCUCUUAGCUCGUUUCCAGAUGAUGGACUGCAACUCCUCAAAAUCACCAACGGAAGUAAACCCUGCCAAACAUGAAGACGUUAAUGGAGAAACAAUAAUUAAGUUGAUACCCUACAGAGAACUUGUUGGGUGUCUCAUGUUUCUAAUGCUCAACACUCGUCCCGACAUAAGUGUUGCGGUGAAUUAUUAUAGUCGCUUUCAAAGCAAUGCUAAGAUGGCUCAUUGGAAGGGCCUUAAACGAAUCCUACGAUAUAUUAAGGGCACUCUUGACUACGGAUUGAUAUUUAGACGGGGUACGAAUCCAGGAAUUCCACUUCAGGUCUACGUGGAUGCAAACUGGGCAACGGACGAUGAUCGCAAGUCCACUACUGGUUUCCUGCUCCAAGUUUUUGGUUCUACGGUGUCAUGGUCAACGAGGAAACAAACUGGAAUCACACUUUCGUCUACUGAAGCUGAAUAUGUUGCCUUGGCAACAGCAUUGAUGGAUGCAAUUUGGUUAAAAGGAUUAUUAGAAGACUUUAACCCCUUGGCUACGGCAGGCUUUGAGACGUACCGGCCGUACCAUCCGGUAGGAAUUCAGUUACGACGUACGCCGAGAACCGCGAAAUUUUGA